This is a messenger RNA of Thyridium curvatum, 1290 nucleotides long. RefSeq lists its product as uncharacterized. The record is from RefSeq and is a predicted model, not a curated record. Bases 1 to 1290 code for a protein of 429 amino acids. Lineage: Eukaryota; Fungi; Ascomycota; Sordariomycetes; Thyridiales; Thyridiaceae. The transcript has a single exon.
AUGAAGUUUUGCCUUGGCUUUCCUCUCCUAGCUAUCGCCAAUGCCGUCCUGGCGGAGGAAUAUGUCCUGCACAAGGGAUGUCCUUCCACCGUGGGGAUGCUGGGGAAGCCUCUGAGGGACAUGGUACAGAACCUCACAUCUUACACAGUCCCUCGCAACUACGGCAGUGCCAGUCACCACGAAGUUCACCCCUUGGAGCCCGGCUCAGCUAAUAUUGUGGCUCGCCAUGGCACGAUCGUGUCACUUUUUGCCACGGGCAAACGGCGACUCUAUGCCGAUGCCAACGGUACCCUCUUACCCGACGCGGAGCAAGAGGACGCGACAAUCGAUACCAUCUACGACAUGGCGAGUCUGUCCAAGCUUUUCACGGCCGUAGCUGUUCUUCGUGAGAUCGAUGCCGGCCGUAUUGCCCUCAAUGCGACUGUGGUCACCUACCUGCCCGAGUUCGGUGCCAAUGGGAAAGAGGAUAUUACCAUCCUCGAUCUCUUGACGCACACAAGCGGGCUCAAGCCUGACCCAGUGCCGGAUCUAUGGUCAGGAAACUACACAUCCAUCGACCAGAAAGUUCACGCCCUUCUUACUCUGGCUCCACAAGCGCCCCGGCAAACCGAGUUUAUCUACUCAGAUAUCAACUUCAUGACACUUCGUUAUGUCCUGGAGAAGGUCACGGGUAGCACCCACGAUCGUUUGAUCUAUGCGUAUACCGUUCCGCUUGGAAUGACGUCAACGCAUUUCAACCGAGGAAAUGUCGAGGGCCCGCUCAACCCUUUUUACCACAGGACCGCGCCGACCGAGUUUGAAAUUGAGGUCCAGGGUCCCCUGGAGCCCAAGAGACCUCAGCCCGUGCGAGGCACCGUCCACGACGAGAAUGCAUGGGCUCUCGACGGCGUCUCCGGACAUGCGGGCCUCUUCUCAACUGUCGAGGACACGGCUAUCUUCUGCCAGAUGAUUCUCAACAACGGUACCUACAACGGCUUCAAGGUCCUGUCUAAAGAGGCUGUCGAUCUGAUCUUCACCGAUUUUAAUGCCAAGUUUCCCGGGAAUGACUACGGAACCGGAUUUGCCCUCAGCCAGUACUACACCCAGGGACCUAUGCAAAGUCUGCAGACGGCGAGCCACUCUGGUUUUACCGGAACAACUUUGGCGAUUGACAGGCCCUCUGGGACAUUCUGGCUGCAUUUUGCCAACCGUGUCCAUCCGAGCAGGGCUUGGUCGUCGAAUAACCUGGUGCGCGAGGCUAUGGGGUACUGGGUUGCCAAGAGUCUUGGCAGAGAUGUCGCCUUUCCGUGA